AUGGCUCUUCUAUCCCUUUUGCUCUCGCCAUGGGCUAUGGCUGUGGCUAUCCCCGUGUGGUUCGCGGUCUACUACAUAUACCCCUAUUUAGUUUCAUAUGGACACUUAAGUCAAGUCCCUGGUCCUUUUGUUGCUAAAUUUAGCAACAUAUGGGUCGGAUUAAGUGCCAAACAUGGCCGGAAAUAUGCAGCAGUCGACGCGGCGCAUCGAAAACACGGCAAUGUCGUCCGUAUUGGUUUCAACCAUGUGUCUAUCGCCGACGAACGGGCAUUGAAUAUUGUUUACGGGCACGGAAAUGGCUUCCUCAAGGAUCACUAUUAUGAAGCAUUCGUGGCGCGAACCCCGGGCAUGUUCAAUGUUCGCGACCGCGCCGAACACACACGCAAGCGGAAGAUUAUAUCCCAUGCUUUCUCUCCCAGGUCAGUCGCUGAGUUUGAGCCAUUCAUGGCGGAAAACCUACAGCGCUGGACAACCCAGCUGGACCGGAUCGCGGCUUCCCAGCCACAACGCAACGGGAAGGAAUUUGCUCGAUACAACGCAAUGCCCUGGUUCAGCUACCUUGCUUUCGACAUAAUCGGAGAUCUGGCAUUCGGUUCACCAUUUGGAAUGGUAAACAAGGGCAAAGAUGAGACCGAGACGCAGCUCGUGACCGGAGGACCCAUUUCAUACACCCCGGCAGUCGACGUGUUGAAUAGACGAGGCGAGAUAUCUUCGACAUUGGGCCUUCUUCCAGCACUGCGCCCAUGGGCUCGGUACCUCCCAGACCCAUUUUUCACCAAGGGCGUAGCGGCCGUGGAGAACCUGACGGGGAUUGCUGUCGCCGCUGUCGCAUCACGACUGGAUGCCGCGGAGAAGGGAAUGGUCGACUCGCGCAACGAUAUUCUGUCGCGCUUGCUACAAGCAAAAGAUGCGAAUGGAAUGCCAAUGGAGCGGGAUGAGCUGAUAGCAGAGGCUCUGACGCAGCUUAUCGCUGGCUCUGACACAAUAUCCAACACGGCGUGCGGGAUCUUUUACUGGAUCCUGCAUGGAGAACGCAGUGCACCGGGCACGAUAGUUCCCCGAUUACAAGAAGAGCUGGACCACGCAAUAGACCCCGAAGCAAAGAUCGCAUCUUAUUCUCAGAUCAAGGAUCUCCCGUUCCUGCGAAGAUGCAUUGAUGAAGCGAUGCGACUUCAUUCUACCUCGGCUAUUGGCCUGCCACGUUUGGUCGCCGAUCAUAGCCCGGGUGUGGAUUUUGAUGGGUUCCACUUCCCUCCUGGAACAGUACUUUCGGUGCCCUCCUAUACUAUCCAUCAUAUGAAGGAUAUUUGGGGAGACGAUGUCGAGGAAUUCAAGCCUGACCGCUGGUUGAACCUGACUGCCCGACAGAAAACUGCAUUCAACCCAUUCUCAUAUGGCCCCCGGGCAUGUGUCGGACAGAACGUCGCCAUCAUGGAGCUGCAGCUAAUUAUUGGAACUUUGUUUCAUCGAUAUGAGUUCGCGUUGUACCAGCCAAUCAUGGAAUCACACGAAGGAUUCUCGAAAAAGCCCAAGGAGUGCCAGGCAGGUCUCAGAUUGAGAGAGCGCAGUUGA
Messenger RNA from Penicillium roqueforti, 1572 nucleotides. Its product is annotated as cytochrome P450. Gene Ontology annotation, molecular function: iron ion binding; monooxygenase activity; oxidoreductase activity, acting on paired donors, with incorporation or reduction of molecular oxygen. The transcript has 2 exons. Lineage: Eukaryota; Fungi; Ascomycota; Eurotiomycetes; Eurotiales; Aspergillaceae. The record is from RefSeq and is a predicted model, not a curated record. The coding region runs from base 1 to 1572 and encodes 523 amino acids.